Messenger RNA from Helianthus annuus (common sunflower), 405 nucleotides. Its product is annotated as blue copper protein. The record is from RefSeq and is a predicted model, not a curated record. Gene Ontology annotation, cellular component: plasma membrane. Gene Ontology annotation, molecular function: electron transfer activity. The transcript has 2 exons. Lineage: Eukaryota; Viridiplantae; Streptophyta; Magnoliopsida; Asterales; Asteraceae. The coding region runs from base 1 to 405 and encodes 134 amino acids.
AUGGCUAACAAAAUGUUGGGCAUCUUCAUCCUCAUAGCAACCAUAGUUGCUCAAGCAAAUGCAGCACAAAAGCAUGAAAUUUAUUGGAAAUACGGUAAAAAGUAUGAUCACGUGCCCUUGCAGAGCUUCAAUACAUUCGAAAUUGGUGAUACUUUAGUUUUCAUAUAUCCUCGUGGAACACACGAUGUGAUUGAAGUAGAUGAGAAAAGCUUUGAAGAUUGUGUGGUGCCUCCUUCUGCUAAACCUCUCACAAGUGGAAAGGAUGUGAUAAAGAUAGAUGCCCCAGGAAAAAGAUGGUUCAUUUGUGGAUUUAAAAACGGAAAGCAUUGUAAGGAUGGUGGUAUGAAGCUUAUGAUAAAUAUCCAGAAGCCCGUGGCUCAGGGAGGAAGAAAACUACCAAAUUAA